UCUCUCAGUUGGCGUUCUCGGCUGCUUUCUGCCUUCUGCGCACAUUCUCAUCAUACUAUCGGAGGCUAACUGCAGAGGCUAGCUGUCAGUGACGUUCCUCAUCAACUCGUCGCUGUCUCCCGUCUGAGAUUUGUUUUCAUACUGUUCAUUUUAAUCCUUGGACAAAUAGCAAACCAAAGCACGACUCUCCCAUUAAGGACUCAUGUUGAAAAUGGGACCCAAGUGAUCAGAGGAGACAAUGGACUUUGAGGACGUAAGCUGGCCGAUCCUGGUGGCGCUUUUCUGCGUCUCAGUACUGGUUGUGCUCACAUGGCUUGUUCAGUUCUCGCAGGCUUUGCCAUGGUCCAGAAGAGGAGGCAGAGCAGCGCAGAGCAGAGAGACGCCAUGGCAGCUGCCGCUGCACCUUACUCACCACACGCUGACGGGAGGAGUGUGGGGUUUGCUGCUCAGGUACCGGCUUGGCCGAGGCGACUCUGAGGCCGGAGUCAAGGGGCUCCUGUCCUCACUUUUCACGUUCAGGUCAUUCAGAGAGCACUGUCAGCGAGCAUGGGUGAGAGCGCUCAACGAGCAAGCCUGCCGGCAAGGGAGCUCAAUUCAGAUCACCUUCGACGAUAGUGUUCAGCUCCCCGUUUCCGCAUCCAUCGAGCAUGUGACCUGCUCAGACCAGUCAGCACACAGCAUGGUUCUGCAGUGCAAAUGUUCGUUUGGCAUGGUGAUGUUUCCCGUAACGGUCACCCAGCAGUCACCAGCAGCCGUCUCCAUGGACACGUUCCAGGUUUCUAUGGAGCCCAUGCAAGCCCAGUUGCAGGUCUGCUUGGAGGAGGUGGAGAAAGAAGGUCUCCUGGUGUCCUGGAUGUUUUCCCAGCAGCCCCUGCUAUUGUUAACCCUAACACCUCGAAACAGAGUUCAGAGAGAGGACUCAGAGGUCGACUUGGAUAUGAUAUCAAAGCUGGUGGAGGAUACACUAUACGCCACACAGCCUGCAAUGAUCCUCAACCUGAGAGCAUGUGUCUCCAGUCCUGCUUUUCCACGAGAAAAACAAGAAGGGUGUCAAAACUCUCCACAGCAAAGUAACGUUAUCAAACGCCUUCUUGUACGCCAGCUCAAAGCCUCCAGGAUCAAAAAAGGUCCGCAGGAUCAUGUUGGGGAGCUGUGCUGCGUACUGAACCUGGACAUCCCAGGGCUGGAGAAGAGAACCCGCUUCCUCACACCUUCCUCCAACCCCAGAACCACGCUGGACUGGGGAGAGGAUGUUACACUGGAUUUGCAGCCAGAAACCAAAGAACUCAAAGUUAGACUAGUGGAGCGCAAUAGCAAAGGAGAGCAAUUCUUGCCAGGCCACGCAUGCUUAUCCCUGGAUAUCCCUAAGAGGAGUCCUAGUGGACAACAAAAGCUUUCCAUUACACCAGGUCACGGUCUGACACCGACGGCAACAGUCACCUUGGAGAUCCUGUACGUGGAGCUGAAUGACGUGCGUGGAUGUCAUAAUGCCACACCGCUCCGCUCCUCACUCACGCCGUCCAAAAAAGUGGAUGUGGACCGUACGAUCAUGCCUGACGGCACUAUCGUCACUACCGUCACCACCAUCCAGUCACGGCCGAAGCUGGACCGCAAACUAGGAGAUUCUCCUUCCAAGUCUCCAUCUAAGGUUGAGGUUACAGAGAAAAGACCGACAGUGUUGACGGAGAGCAUCCAGGGCCGAACCAGCGUCAGCCCCACAGCCAGCACAAGCCCCAUUUCAAAUGGGCUGGAUCCUGUAGCAGAGACAGCAAUCCGUCAGCUGACCGAGUCGGCCAGUAAGACCAUGAAGAAGACGCCCACUAAACGCAGCACCCUCAUCAUCUCUGGAGUGUCAAAGGUUCCGAUUACAGAAGAUGACUCUGCGCUGUCAGUGGGCUAUGCUGCAUCCAUGGACGCUGCUUUGCAGAGGGAGAAUUCUCCCUCAGGGGCCCCCAACCACCACGGAGCUACAGCACACCAGGACGCAGAUGAAACCACACCGUCAGAUGCAUCCGAACGGCCGUCUGUGGAUGACGUAGAGUCAGAGACGGGCUCGACUGGAGCACUCGAGACGCGCAGCCUCAAAGAUCAUAAAGUGGGCUUCCUCCGGAGCGGCACAAAGCUCUUGUUCCGCAAGAGACACAGACAGAAGAACUCGAGUUUCAGCCAGUCUCACGAGGACGUCACUAACCUGGACAAUGACCCGUCCACGGCUUCCUGUUCCUCCAGCGGGCGCAAGAAAUCCGGAAGCUUCUCCCGCCGCCUCAUCAAACGCUUCUCCUUCCGCUCAUCUAAAAGCAAAGGCAAAAACAGUUCUACAAACGGAGGAGCCAGUGGGCUCGACAACUGAAACACAGAAAGCGGAAAGACAUGGUGCAGGCGCCAGUCAGAAGACGUUUAGAAGAUUUAAUAAAAAAUAAGUUAAUUAAGAAAAUAAGUCCUUGAUUAGGAUUAGUGGUGUUUGUUUAUCUCAAAGCCUUUUUAUGAGACACAAAAGGCUGCAUUUUGACCCUUUGUGCUUGACCCAACCGAUGAGGACCGAUGGCUCAGGCUGAAAUCUCAUAUAUGGGGCAAACAAAGGGUUUGUGAAUUUCUGAAAGACUUUUGAUUGUCUAAAUGGGUUAUUUAAUAAAAUACUUUAAAUGGCUGCUUUUCUCAAUAAUAAGGAAGAACACCAGUAGAAGAGUGAAAUGCUGUUUCAUAUGUUCAGCACAAGGGGGCGAUGUGACUCAAUCCUCAUCAAAGCCUCCAACUUUAUGUUGCUAUGUAUUUUUAUUAUUUAUUUUAAUUUCCAUCGGCUGCACUUUGGGACUUUCUCAGAUUGUUUACAGUGCCGGGGAGCAUCUCAUGAUGUUUUAUCACUUUGUGUUUUGUAAGUUCAUAACACUAAAUUAUUACUUCUUUUCAAACUGGGAGAUUCUCAUAUAUUUCAUCAUAUAUUACAUAUGAUGGAGCUUGUACUGUGUGCUUAGUUGUUUUGCUGUAGUUAAUGGCAAUUUAGAUCAGAUAUUAAGCUGUUUUUUCAUAUAGUGCUACUUAUUUGCCUUUUAUUGUAGCACAGUCUUGAUUUUUAAUAUUUAUUUGUGAACAAAAAAAAUGUUUAUGGGAAAUUUUUGCUUGUUAAGUUAGGACAGGUGAUGGAGAUAAACUAAGUGAAGUGAUCUAUGUUUAUUCUUAAAUUACAAUUACUUAUAUUUACAUUAAGUUGAAAAAUAUUUCAGGGUUCGUGCAUAUGAAAAAACCUCAGGGGACAUUGUUAAUGGUUUGUGCAAAUAAUUUCUCUUUUUCAUACCACCCCUAGAACACGCUCCUAAUUUAAAUUUUUUUUUUUAAUUUUUCUUUUUCUUUUUCUUUUCUUUUCUUUUCUUUUCUUCCUUCCCUGCAAUAACCCCCAACCCCCUUCCUUGCUUGGAUAACUGAGAGAACCUGGCCUAAAUAUGUGUAAAUAGUGCUGAUUAAAUGAGAUUGCUUUAAAGUGUAAAUAGGUUUUCAGUUGUGGCGAGAAGCCGGUUUCAAAAUUGUCAUUUAAAUUAGCUUUGCAACUCAGUCGACACCCUUUUACAGGGACGGUUUAAUUCUUACUUGCACCAGACAAAAAAAAAAAGAAGGAAAAUUUAGCUAUAGGUAUAAUUUGUCAGACUUAGUAAAGUGAAUUAGAUCUUGUUCUUUCUUUAUGCUCUUUGACUUCACACCCACACGUUCCGUUGCAUGGCCUCGUUCAUGAAAGAGUUCUCAUAAAAUCGUUUAAAUGUCAGAAAUGUUUUGAAUUUGUUUGUAUAACGCCAGGCUGUGCGGUUUUCUUUUCCAGUAUCGUCUCUGCUGAAGGUGUGAAUUCAAAAAUGUUUAAAAAUCACAAACUUACACUACCGUAGGAGGCUGUUGUUUUUUCUUAAAUAAAAGAGAUGAAAGUCCCCUCUGAUAGUUGGAGCUUUAUAUUACCAAUGUUUAAUUUAUUCUGAAUAAAUUAUUUUUUUGAAAA
This is a messenger RNA of Tachysurus vachellii, 3979 nucleotides long. It is a transcript of the gene c2cd2l, whose product is annotated as c2cd2 like. NCBI's taxonomy places the organism in Eukaryota, Metazoa, Chordata, Actinopteri, Siluriformes, Bagridae. The coding region runs from base 239 to 2350 and encodes 703 amino acids. Gene Ontology annotation, molecular function: phosphatidylinositol binding; phosphatidylinositol transfer activity. The record is from RefSeq and is a predicted model, not a curated record. The transcript is spliced from 15 exons. Gene Ontology annotation, biological process: positive regulation of insulin secretion involved in cellular response to glucose stimulus. Gene Ontology annotation, cellular component: cytoplasmic side of apical plasma membrane.